Messenger RNA from Trypanosoma theileri, 996 nucleotides. Its product is annotated as tyrosine phosphatase. Gene Ontology annotation, biological process: protein dephosphorylation. Gene Ontology annotation, cellular component: cytosol. The transcript has a single exon. The record is from RefSeq and is a predicted model, not a curated record. NCBI's taxonomy places the organism in Eukaryota, Euglenozoa, Kinetoplastea, Trypanosomatida, Trypanosomatidae. Gene Ontology annotation, molecular function: protein tyrosine phosphatase activity; phosphatidylinositol-3,4,5-trisphosphate 3-phosphatase activity. The coding region runs from base 1 to 996 and encodes 331 amino acids.
AUGGGGUGCUGCUGUGUUGUGGCUCGCCACGCGGUUAGUCAGAAGAAGCGAAGAACUGUGGAUAGGAGUGUCCCUAAUUAUGGUGCCGUGGAUUUGGAUUUAGUGCAAGUGCAUAAAAAUAUAGUUUGUAUGGGAUUUCCAGCAUUAGGAUUAGAGUCAUUCUACCGGAAUCAGUAUAAAGUGGUUCUGCACUAUCUUGAUUACAAAUAUGGCACAGACUAUAUGGUUUACAAUCUCUGUGCAGAGUCUCAACAUCGGUAUAAUUUGAACUUUUUCCAUGGUAGAGUUCGAGAGUACCCAUUUCCUGAUCAUUGGGCUUGUCCAUUGACAAUGAUACCUUCUUUUGUUGAAGAUGCUGUAAAAUUUAUUUCCUGCAAUAGUCCAUUAGGGGAAGGUGUAGUGGUAAUUCACUGUAAAGCAGGAAAGGGAAGGACUGGUUUACUCACAUGUUGUUUACUUAUGUGUAUUGAACCACUGAUUGAGGGUUCAGCAAUAAAAGCUAUCGAAUACUAUGGUAUAAAACGAACAUUAAAUGGACGUGGUUUAACAAUUCCAAGUCAGAUACGAUAUGUAGAGUAUUACGAAGUAUUGUUAAAACAGUACAAUGGUCAGGUUCCUUCAGAUAUUCCUAUAAUUGACAUUCUCUCUUUUCAAAUUCGAGGUAUAGAGGCAAAAACAACGAUUAGCUCAUGCAUAUGGUAUACAAAUAAGGGAAAAUGUAAUCUUGAUUUGACCUCAUCUGCACGUGAUAAUAUUCGCAUUGAAAAAUCCGCAAAUUAUGUAACAACUGUGAAUCUUGCAAAACAUUUAUUCUUUAAAGAACUUUCUGAGGAUAUUCGUUUAGAGUUUCUUAAUGGUGAUGAGAUUAUUGGUGCACUAUCCUUUCAUACUUUAUUUAUUCAGAAAGAGUACAGUUAUACACAAUUAGAUCGGAUUAACAAGAUGAAAUUAUCGGAGGAAUCAAGUAUUUAUUUUGAAUUUGCAUCAUCUUCAUAA